AAAAUAACAAAUAAAAGAGCCCCCCCUCCUUUUACCUCCCUCAAACCCUAACUUUCAAAUUCACAUUCCCAAGUCCCCAAAUCGCCAAAUCUCAGCCAUGAGCAACGAAUAUGAUUACCUCUUCAAGCUCCUCCUAAUCGGCGACUCCUCCGUUGGCAAAUCCUGCCUUCUCCUCAGAUUCGCUGAUGAUUCGUACGUCGAUAGCUACAUCAGUACCAUUGGGGUCGAUUUUAAAAUUAGGACUGUGGAGCUGGAUGGGAAGACAAUAAAACUGCAGAUUUGGGAUACUGCAGGACAAGAACGUUUCAGGACUAUAACAAGCAGUUACUACAGAGGAGCACAUGGAAUCAUUAUUGUCUAUGAUGUCACUGAAAUGGAGAGCUUCAAUAAUGUCAAACAAUGGUUGAGUGAAAUUGAUAGAUAUGCUAACGACAGCGUAUGCAAGCUUCUUGUUGGAAACAAAUGCGAUUUGGUUGAGAACAAAGUUGUGGAUACUGAAAAGGCAAAGGCAUUUGCUGAUGAGCUUGGCAUCCCUUUCCUUGAGACAAGUGCAAAGGAUUCUAUCAACGUCGAACAAGCUUUUGUUACCAUGUCUGCAGAAAUUAAGAAAAGGAUGGGAAGCCUGCCAACUGCCAACAAGAAUCAGACAAACACUGUUCAGAUGAAAGGCCAACCAAUUCAGCAAAAGAGCAACUGCUGUGGUUAGCCUGAUUAUUUCUACCUUUGCCAUGUGUUUAGUUCAAAAUCGUUCGAGUGCUUAACCAUUGUAUCAGUUUAUGCUUCAGAUGCUCGUUAAUGUGUUAGUCUGAGACUUGGAAACACUGGGGAUUUAUCUAUAAAAAGAAACUGUUCACAUCUU
Asparagus officinalis (garden asparagus) is the source of this 859-nucleotide messenger RNA. Its product is annotated as ras-related protein RABD1. The coding region runs from base 98 to 706 and encodes 202 amino acids. The transcript has 8 exons. Gene Ontology annotation, molecular function: GTPase activity; GTP binding. The record is from RefSeq and is a predicted model, not a curated record. Lineage: Eukaryota; Viridiplantae; Streptophyta; Magnoliopsida; Asparagales; Asparagaceae.